CCUAGCUGUUUCCUUUCCCUAGCGCCGCCGCCACUCCUCUUCUUGUUUACUCGCCCGUCUUUCUCCAAGCACACCAUAGCUUCCAACCGUCGUCAUCCGCUCCAGGAGCUCAUGCUCAACGCCUCCACGCCGCUCCAUGCCCGCCUCCGCCUCCUUCCCGUGCUCAUCUGCACCUCCAUCGACGUCCAUGACGACCGAGAGCGCCCGACAUCGAGGACCUCGCUCCCGGCCACGUACGCGCGCCUCCCUGCCCUCCGUUCCGUCGGCCUCCCACCUGCUGUGGUGUUCGAGCUGGUCGCCGCCGGCAGUGUAUCCAAGGUCUACACCGCGCCUUCAUCUCCCCGCGUCCCUUCGAGCCUGGACGCGCGGGUCUUCCUCUUCGCGUCCAGGCGCUGCUCCGCGCUGUCGCCAUGAACUCCGGGACGUUGCCAACGUCCGCGUCGUCGUCUCCAACCCCAUCGUGCUUGACCAAGCUUCAACGUCGCGGCCGUAUCUGCUUCCCCCAUCAUCCAUCGACUUGUCAACACCUUCCCUCAGCCAUCAGCUCCGCCUCCAGCUCGUCCUGUUUGUCGACCCCGCUUUGUUCCAACGCAAGCCGGUGAUGCACUUCAUCCUCGACCUCCCAGGGCCAAGGCGACCUGCGCACCGCCGUUCUUCUCGCGAGCUCGUUCGUCACCGGCUACUCGUCUCCCGUCUCCGCCAUGGUCGACGACAGGCCUCCGCGCCGCACGCGCUCGUCCCUGCCGGCCUUCUUCCCGGUCGUCGACCUCGUCGUCUCUUCUCUGGUCGCACCAUCCUCAUCCUCGGUGAGCCUGCGACCCCAUUCCACCCCUUUCCCGUUGCAAUCCUGCACCGCUGCUGCAACGCACACGCACGAGGGCGCCUCCUGUUCUGGGCGUUGCUGUUGAUGCCCCAGCUUGUUUUCUUCACUUUGUUCAGUUUCGUCAGGUUGCAAUACCGUCCAGAAGCGGUUCAAGUUACUGCACGUCUCCAUCUGCAGCAUCUCCACAGUAGCCGGCUGGUUCGUUCCUUGCCCCGUUUCACAGCAGAAGCAAAUUCAGUUUGCGUGGGAGCCUUUCCAAAAUCAACAUCAGCAAGCAGUCUAGCUGAUUUGUUGACUUUGGCUCCAAACGACACUAUGCUCAAUUCCAGGGAUGCAAUUUAACAGCUGCCGCUUCCGUCAGCCCUUUGCUUCUUCCCGGAUAGGAUCACGAAGUGGUGUGGUGAGAUACGACGAGAUCUCCGGAUGUCCCUCGGCAAGCUUUAACAGGUAUGAAGAUAUGUUCGAUGAAGACGACGCUAGCAAGGUUACCCUUCCGGUUUGGCCUGGGCAGGGUUAUGGACGCCACUGGUUAUCUUCAGGACUCUUAGUCCAAUUUGUAUCUUGUCCGUACUCGGAUGUAUUUGAUCUUCUGUAUGGUUUGGAUCUUUGUAUGUACCUAUUUGUAUCUUGACUCGUUGGAGUCGUUGUUGUAAUAUAUCUGUUUCUUGUGGGCUC
Molecule: messenger RNA, 1498 nt
Organism: Lolium perenne
Lineage: Eukaryota; Viridiplantae; Streptophyta; Magnoliopsida; Poales; Poaceae
Source: RefSeq, a predicted model, not a curated record